Molecule: messenger RNA, 3336 nt
Organism: Enterobius vermicularis (human pinworm)
Lineage: Eukaryota; Metazoa; Nematoda; Chromadorea; Rhabditida; Oxyuridae
Source: the annotation of a GenBank genome assembly
AUGGGUAUAUUCGGCGGUUCUCAUUUUGGAAAAACAAAGUUACGAUCAGAUACAGUAAAAACAGAGUCCGGCCCAGUAGUUGGGAAACGCUAUUACUUUGGUGAUGGAAGAUUUGUAGAUUCAUUUUUGGGUAUACCGUUUGCUAAACCUCCAGUUGGACCUCUACGUUUCGAAAAACCAGAACCAGUAGAACCUUGGAAAGAAGUCUUACACUGUUUUAAACAUGCUCCUCGUGCAGUGCAGAAGAAAAUGCUUUUUGAUCGACUUGGCCCACCUGUUCAGAGCAGUGAAGACUGCCUGUAUUUAAAUGUAUUUGCUCCAGCUUGGGAGCCUCCUGCAGAACAGCCAAAUGGAAGAGCAGUAAUGGUAUUUGUUCAUGGUGGUGGAUUCUCAGUUCAUGGUUCAGCUUAUUAUGGCGAUAUAAAUAUAUGCAAGCUUCUUUGUUUUAAAGAAGUUAUUGUGGUAACACUGCAGUACCGGUUAGGUAUUUUGGGUUUCGGUACGACUGGUGACUAUAAUUCUACGUCUAAUCUUGGUUUAUGGGAUCAGGCACUAGCGCUUAAAUGGGUUAAAAACAAUAUACGACAUUUCAAGGGUGAUCCAGAAAAUAUAACUUUAUUUGGACAAAGUGCUGGCGGAGCAUCUGUAGACAUGCUUUGCUUGUCACCGCAAACAAAUGGUUUAUUUAACAAAGUGAUUCCAAUGGGCGGAACAGCAAGCUGUUCAUGGGCCACCAGAGAUCCAUCAUUCAUACGGCAGUCUUUGAUCAAUCGUGCAGAAAAGCUGGGUUGGGUUCACCCAGCUAAUGGUAAUCCCGCAGUUUACAUACAAAGUUUAUUCUUUGCAGAAACAGAGGAAGAAGUUGUGACAGAAAAAUUUUUUACCUUUUUCUCUGCGUCUCGUAUUUUAGCAAACGAAGAUGAAGUGAAUAAAAACCUAAUGGAAUUCUUAAAAACAGUACCAGCCAAAAAGUUGGCAACGGGGUUAGAAAGUGGAACAACGGAAGAUCCAUUUAGCUUGCAUUUCGCGCCGGUUGUUGACGGAGACUUCUUGCCGGAAUCAAUCUCAAUUCUGCGUAAAAAGACACCUAGAAAACUGUGUAUUACUGGAACUUGCGAAUUUGAAGGAUUACUGUUCAUUGGUAUUGCAAAAAAAUUAUACGCAGUGAAAAGAAAAGACAAGUUGCUAUCAGCUUUCAUAUCGGACGGCAAGUAUAAAAAUGCUGAAGACCUGAGAAAUGAGGCAUCUAAACUGUACAAUUAUAAUGGUACUGCAGAUGAGAUCAUAAAGGGUCAUACCAAGUUAAUUGGCGACGUGGGUAUCAAUAACGGUGUGGAACAGUUUGCCAGCGAUAUGACAGCAGCAGGACAUACAGUAUAUUUGUACAGUUUUUCACAUUUCAAUCCGAAAUCAUCCAGAUUAUUCCGGCUUUUAGUUCCUAUGCCUUUUCAAGCAGCUACACAUUCCUCAGAGAUACCAUUUCUGUUUGGAAAAUCUAUGUUUGGCCAGUUUGAAAUGACACCUGCAGAUGAGAAAGUUUCUGACCGAUUUAUUACGUUGUUCACUAAUUUUGCCAAAUAUGGUGAUCCAAAUGGUACUGCCGAGGAAAGGAUUUGGCAGCCAGUAAGCAAUGAUAACACGUAUAAAUAUCUUAACAUAUCGACUGAUGGUAUAUUGAUGAAAGACGAAUAUGAGGAUCGACGAGCAGAAUUUUGGAAAAAAGUGUUAAUGGGUCUCCUAUUCAGCAGUUACUUUGGAAAAACAAAGCUUCGAUCAGAUGUUGUACAAACAGAAAGUGGUCCAAUUAUCGGAAAACGUUAUAAUAUUAAUCACAAGUUUGUGGAUGCUUUUCUUGGAAUACCAUUUGCAAAACCGCCAGUUAAUGAAUUGCGUUUCAAAAAGCCAGAAAGGCCAGACCCUUGGGAGUCUCCAUUGCUAUGUAUCAAACAUGGUCCACGUGCAGUGCAGCGGGAAGUGUUCCUUGAAAUCAUCUUACCACCUUUAAAAACUAGCGAGGACUGCUUGUAUUUGAACGUUUUCGCUCCAGUGUGGGAACUGCCUGAAGAUCAACCGAAUGGAAGAGCGGUAAUGAUGUUUAUUCACGGAGGUGGAUUCGCAAUGCACACUUCAGCAAAUUAUGGUGAUCUUAAUAUUUGCCAGUUUCUCUGCUUCAAAGAGGUGGUGGUGGUGACGAUUCAGUAUCGACUAGGUCUUUUAGGGUUUGGUACUACUGGUGACAAAAACUCAAUAUCUAACUUGGGUCUUUGGGAUCAAACUUAUGCUCUGGCUUGGAUCAAAAAUAACAUUAGAAGUUUUAAAGGGGAUCCAGAUAACGUAACAAUAUUUGGACAGAGUGCAGGUGGUGCAUCGGUGGAUAUGCUUUGUUUGUCUCCGUAUUCCAACGGUUUGUUUUCCAAAGCAAUACUGAUGUCAGGAAGCGCUAGUUGUCCUUGGACAAUAAAUUCAAAAAAUGAUGCGCGAGAACUGUUAUUCGAACAUGCAUUAAAAUGUGGAUGGAAGAAACCAGAAAAUGCCGAUGAUGAAACAGAGAACAAAGCGGUAAUGGAAUUUCUGCAGAAAGCACCGAGCAAAAAGCUUGGUGUUGCCAUGGAUGAACCAGCGACUGAAAGACAUCCAUACAAAAUUGCUUUUGUUCCCGUAAUUGAUGGUGAUUUCUUCCCGGAACCGGUUGACGAACUGAGGAAAAAAGCUCCCAAAAAACUGUGUAUAGCUGCUGCGUUGGCAAGAGAAUAUUGGGUUAGAAAGAGAAAUGCGAUUAUACCUUUCUUAGUACCAGACUGGAAGUAUAAAAAUGGUGAAGUGCUUAGGCAGGAGCUUUUAUCCAUGUAUGCUCCUGAAAAGGAGAAAGGAAUGACCAAGACGUCUUAUGUGCAGCUUCUAGGCGACGCUUUUAUCAACGCUGGCAUUCAUAAAUUUGUUCAAGAUAUGACAUUAGCUGGGCACACAGUUUAUCUGUACAGAUUCAUACAUCAUAAUCCCAAAACUUUUGGAUUAGUGCGACUGCUUUUGCCAUUUCAAGCUUCUACUCAUGCGUCUGACCUUCCGUUCAUAUUUGGCAAGGGACCAUAUUGUAAAUUUAAGAUGACUAAGAAUGAUAAAGAAGUCACUGAAAAUGUUCUUACGUUUUAUACAAAUUUUGCUAAAUACGGAAAUCCAAAUGGUACUGCCGGGGAUCAGUUAUGGGAACCCGUAACAGCUGAAAAUACAUUUCGGUAUUUAAAUGUAACGUCUUCUGGUGUCUCAAUGAAAGAUGACUACGAAGAUCGAAGAACAGAAAUAUGGGACAAAGUUUAUUCAUCCUUACAGAAUAUGUAA